GUCCGCACCUCGUUUCAUAUGUGUCCAGUUCCCCGGAAAAGUAUGGCCACGAGGAGAGAAAGAAUGACAAUGACAAACAAGUCCAUCAUGAUAGCAGAACCAUUCAUCUCAUCAUUGACUGGCGUAAGGGUGGAGGCUGAGAAGCUCGCUUGGCUACACAACUACUUCCAGUCCUUCUCAUCUUGGCUUGCCUCCUUCGGAAGUGUGUGUAUUGGUUAUUGUCGUAGAGCAGACCAGCAAACCUAUUGUUUUCCAAGACUGUUGCGCCCUUUGUCCUGCCAGGUAGUAUGUAGGACAUUCCCACUGUCGCCUUCCCAAGCUUGGGAAGUGUGCUCACUCACUCACACACUGCAGAUACUGUUCUUGUCAAGAGCCCCAGCCCCCCGCUCAGCAACUCAACUGCCGUGCCUGGUGCCGCUUCCCAGCGGGCUGUGCCACUUCUACAAGCAACGAGGGGCAGAUAACUUCUCCCCGGCACGAAACUUCUUCCAACGCCCUUCCGCUGUGCUGACCGCACCAGGUCUUGAAGUUGCGCGCUUUUGCGGCACACGAAGUCACAAGGCAGAGUCGGCUUGACCAACCACAACUUCGAAAUGAGCCACAUCCCAGGCAGAGAAAAAAAAAAAGAACGUCUUCACUGAACUGUCCCCAGAAGCAGGGCCUGCCCGGGGGACCGGGAGGGGGGGUAACCUCACAGAAGGCACCACUCGGAUGGGCUGCUAAAAUAAAGAAAAACAUGAGUCAAAAAACACAACCUCCCUCCCUCCUCCCUCUCCGCAAAAAGCAGAAGCGCCAGAAAAGAAAACCCAGGGAACUAGUCUCCACGCAAGCCAGGUUUGGUGGUGGAGUCCUGAUGGCGGUCUGGAGAGAAAAUCGGACCUGCAUCCCCCCAUCAUGUCCAAAACUUACGGAUUGGCUUCGGGCCAGCCAGAGAACCCCCAGGGUCGUGGGGCAGGCGCGCGUAGGACCCUCCCUUAAGCGUGCUCUCUAGUCUGGGAUCGUGACACUGGUCUUACCGAAAGCUUGAAGAAUGACCAGGGUGGUGAUGAAAUUGAUCCGGGAGAAAAGAGGGGGGCAAGUUCUGAGAAUGACUUGCAACAGCAGCAGCAGCAGCAGCAGCGAGAGAAGGGGGCCCAAUGUUUUUGCCGCCGCAUCAUUGUCCUUGUUUUACCCCGAACCCGGGUCAUUGUAAUCCAUGAUGGCGCUGGCCGACUUGGAUAGACGGACAGGCUAUUAUUUC
Messenger RNA from Microdochium trichocladiopsis, 1240 nucleotides. RefSeq lists its product as uncharacterized. Bases 19 to 576 code for a protein of 185 amino acids. The transcript has a single exon. Lineage: Eukaryota; Fungi; Ascomycota; Sordariomycetes; Xylariales; Microdochiaceae. The record is from RefSeq and is a predicted model, not a curated record.